Uranotaenia lowii is the source of this 6241-nucleotide messenger RNA. RefSeq names its product anion exchange protein 2 (gene Ae2). Gene Ontology annotation, biological process: bicarbonate transport; monoatomic anion transport; transmembrane transport. The transcript is spliced from 13 exons. The record is from RefSeq and is a predicted model, not a curated record. Gene Ontology annotation, molecular function: solute:inorganic anion antiporter activity; monoatomic anion transmembrane transporter activity. Gene Ontology annotation, cellular component: plasma membrane. NCBI's taxonomy places the organism in Eukaryota, Metazoa, Arthropoda, Insecta, Diptera, Culicidae. Bases 719 to 4870 code for a protein of 1383 amino acids.
CGUUUUGCGAGCGCGUGAAUUUUGGGUCGCCGUCGUCGUCGGUGCGCGAUCGAGUUUUUGCCAUUUCUUCAAGUUUGCGAUAAAAAAAAACCCUUACAGAACUAAUUCGAUCGGACUGUUGAACGGUCGAUUCGGAUGUUGCACUUUCUAAUCACGUUCCGGGGGGUCAGCUAGUUCGCCCGUUUUGGACAAUCACGCAAAGUGUUUAUGUUUUUAGUAAAGGGAGAUCUUCGAACAGAUCUCUCCGGGCACAAGGGAAGCGAAUUUGGGAGAUUGUGAUUGGUGCUGCACCAAAUAGAAAUUUGCGGCCCAAAAAAGUGCAUGUGAACUGUGAAGGUCCUACCGUAGCACGUGAAAGUGUUCAAGUGGAAAGAAGUUAUGAUAAAUAAUAAAUAAGAGAAGGUAGAUAAAAAAAGGGUACUGAGCCCGAAUAAAAAAACCUAGCGGAUUCCGCCGAAGAGCGCAACAUAACAGAGAGAAGAAAAGCAAAGCAGAAAAAUAAACAGCCACACGUGAGAACGACAACGAAAAGCCACAUCAAGACGAAACGAAACUAAACGAGGAUCCGGUGAAAUAGGCGAGCCCCUCGGGGAAAUGUAGCAAAAGAUCCCGGUGUUGCUUUGUGAUUUGACGAAAAGAAGAAGUUUUAAGUGAAGUGAAUAUUCAAAGUGCCCAUAUUUUGUUCUGAUAAUCGAAAAUUGAUGCUGAUUCAACGAAAAUGAGUCGCAGAGAUAAUAACGUUAGGAAGCUGUCCUUCCUAGGAUUUAACACCAAAGAGACCAGCAGCGAUGACCCGAAUCUGGUGCACCUGGACGAUGAAAUGGAAAAGGUGUUCGGUUCGUCCAGCGGGGAUCGGGAAAAGUUCGAACUGAAGCGCCUCAACGAUGACGUGCUGGUGGACCAAUCGCCCCUAAAGUACGACGAAGCACACCGAACCGACAGCGCCGAACACCAGCUACCCCUGAUCCAGCCGCUGCAGCAAUCGUCGAGCUCCCAGCGCCCGAUGGAUAGCUCCUCCGAAAAUAACAAUGGAGCACCCGGCGGAUCACCGCCGAACACGACGACCCCAACGAGUCCGAUUUCGCUUUCCUCCCGAAGUGAGACGGGCACCGGAAAACCGUCCAACGACACUACCUUGGCCGACAACACCAGCAACGAUGUUAGCGAAAAUGUGCACGACGAACCGGUGCUGGACCAGAGAACCGUCCAGGGAGAGCAAUGGGACUCGAGUGCCCGCAGGAACGUGCACUUCGACAACGGCGAGCAGCGAAGCACCCAGUUCGAGGGCAUGCAAAUUGAAGACUCAAACGAAGAACGUCGCCGCCGUACAGAACGCCACCAUCCUCACAAGUCGAGGAAGUUUUCACUUCAGGAAUACCACCCGGAGUGGAGAAGACAAAGCGGAACCGAGGGGGUUGGUUCAUCUACCAGACGCGUUUCUGUGCAACCGGAAGAUGCUACUCUGCAGGAAGCCGAUAUCGAUGAGCUUACGUCCCAUCGGUCGGAUGAUCCCCGAGCGCUGCGACGGCACAAGGUCAGCACCCACUCCCAGGGUCAAUCCCAGGGAGGCCCUUCCGUGGUCACCAUCAACCGGAAGGAAGGGGACAAACUGCACCAGGUUCUGCCUCCGAACAAAUACAAGAAGAUGUACGAUCACAGCCCCCACGAGGUGUUCGUACAGCUGGACGAACUCACCGGAAGUGGCGAGGAACGGGAGUGGAAGGAAACGGCCCGUUGGAUCAAGUACGAAGAAGAUGUGGAGGAAGGAGCCGAUCGGUGGGGUCGUCCUCACGUGGCCUCCCUGUCGUUCCACUCGUUGCUGAACCUGCGUCGGUGUCUCGAAACCGGCGUAGUUCUGAUGGAUUUGGAGGAGAAGGAUCUUCCCUCGGUGGCCUACCGGAUUGUGGAACAGAUGGUGAUCGAUGAGCUGAUUCACGAAGAUGACAAACCGGUGAUCAUGCGAGCACUUUUGUUGCGACAUCGUCAUGUGAAUGAACAUUCGCAUGGAGGUUUCCAUUUUGGACCCAGGCGGAAAUACAGCAGCUACAGCAGUCUUCAGUCUCUCUCGCUUCGAGCCGAGGAAGGAAACGGAGAAGUAAUCGUGGGGGUGCGGAGGCUAAACUCGUUCGUAAGUCCCAACCAAAGCUACACCUUGAGUCCGCCCUCGCUUCAUCCAAACUAUAGUCCAAAUCUAGCCUCGAAGCACCAAAACAGCAGCCAGCAACAGCAUGGAAACGGAAAACACUCGACAGUUCAGCGGCAACCGAGCAAUGGAAGCGGAACCGGAAGUGGACUUUUCCACCACAAUCAGCACCAACAAUCGACCGGACAUAGGAGAACCGAAAGCCAAGACAGCAGCAACUAUUGUGCCUCCGGAAUUGUGUCACCGGUUCCGAUUACCACGGUCACAUGCGGAAUGGGAAUUCGACGGAAUAAUACUCCGAUCUCGCUGACGGUUCUCGAAGAAAGUGUGGACGACAAAAAGCCUCGAAUCGUGCAAUCGAGCGAGAUCAACGGUCAUGGACAUGGGGAAACCAAGAUCAACAUGCAUGACGAAACGUACACAUCAUCACAGGAAGAUAUCAAGAUUCGACUGCAGAAAGAGUCGAUUCUUAAGCGUAUUCCGGAAGGAGCCGAAGCUACAACUGUACUGGUCGGUUCGGUUGAUUUCCUGGAACAACCAACGAUCGCGUUCGUUCGUCUGGCCGAAGGUAUUCUUAUGCCGAGCAUAACAGAGGUGCCGAUUCCGGUGCGGUUCUUGUUCAUCUUGCUGGGUCCACAGAACGCUGACUUGGAUUAUCAUGAAGUUGGUCGUUCGAUCGCCACUUUGAUGUCCAACGGACAUUUCCACGAUAUCGCCUAUAAAGCCGAUGAUCGAAAGGAGCUAUUGUCAGCUAUCAACGAAUUUUUGGAUGAUUCGAUUGUGUUGCCACCAGGAAAGUGGGAACGCCAAGCUCUACUGCCGUUUGAGGAGUUGAAAGCGAAGAGCGACAUGAUACGGAUGCGCAAAAAGAAAGCAAUAGAACAGAAGGCUAAAGUCAAGCAGCCUCCGUUGUCCAGCGAAGAGGAGAAGAAACUCUUAGCUGCUGCCGAUGGUGGAGAUGGAGGUGAUGGAGGCAAGAAACCUAGCAAGAAUCCUCUGGAGAAGACGAAUCGCUUGUGGGGAGGAUUGUUCAACGAUAUCAAACGAAGAUAUCCAAUGUACUGGAGCGAUAUUAAAGACGGCUUGAACACAGAAACGUUGGCUGCAACGAUUUUCAUGUACUUCGCGGCCCUUUCAACGGCAAUCACAUUUGGAGGUUUGGCUUCGGACAAAACCGAUAACCUUAUUGGUAUUUCGGAAACUCUUGUAUCUGCUUCGUUGGUUGGAGUGGUGUUCCAUUUACUUUCGGGUCAACCUCUAGUAAUUAUAGGCACCACUGGACCUUUACUUUUGUUCGAUGAAGCUCUAAAUGAUUUUUGCCUUUCCAACGGAUACAAUUUCCUAACGGUUAGGGUUUACGUUGGUAUGUGGCUAGCAGUGAUAGCAUUGGUUGUAUCCGCAUUUGAAGGUAGCGUCUACGUUCGACUGUUUACCCGGUUCACCCAAGAGAUCUUCUCAGCUCUGAUCACAUUGAUCUACAUAGUUGAAACUGUGAUGAAAUUGAUUUAUGUUUACGGAAGAAAUCCGCUGCUAGCUGAAUACCAAUACAAAAAUAUGACCGUUGUCCCACAGCCGCUGUUAGAGACGAACUCGUCGAUCGAUGCUUCCAAUGGCCUAACGGUAGAAAGUCUAACGGCGAUUUCCAACACAAGUAUGGCUCAGUUAUCAGAGCACCUUUUGCCACCAUUCGACCACAUCGGGCCCAAAAACCAACCAAAUACCGCCUUAUUCUGUACAAUCCUUACUUUGGGAACCUUUGGAUUAGCCUACUAUCUCAAACUGUUUAGAAACUCACAUUUCCUGGGACGUAAUGCUCGGCGAGCCCUCGGAGAUUUCGGUGUGCCAAUUUCUAUUGCUUUGUUCGUGAUGCUGGACUACACGAUUCCACAAGUCUUCACCGAGAAGCUAAGCGUACCUGAGGGUCUUUCUCCCAGCGAUGAAACCCGCCGAGGAUGGGUUAUACCUUUGGACGGAGUCCCCGGCUGGCUACCUUUUGUUGCCGGUAUCCCUGCCAUCUUGGUUUAUAUUUUGAUCUUCAUGGAAACUCACAUCUCUGAGCUGAUCGUAGACAAACCCGAACGAGGUCUCAAGAAGGGAUCCGGACUCCAUAUGGACAUUGUUCUUCUGUGCUUCCUCAAUACGGUGUGUGGAUUCUUCGGAAUGCCCUGGCACUGCGCCGCUACCGUACGAUCCGUCACUCACGUGUCGGCUGUCACCAUUAUGUCAAGAACUCACGCACCCGGAGAAUCUCCUCACAUCACCGACGUCAAGGAGCAGCGCAUUUCCGGAUUCUUCGUUUCCGUUAUGGUUGGCCUUUCGGUAACGAUGGCCCCGAUCCUUCGGUUGAUUCCGAUGUCCGUACUUUUCGGGGUGUUUUUGUACAUGGGUAUCGCAUCAAUGAGUGGCGUGCAGUUCUUUGAGAGACUGCGGUUGUUCCUGAUGCCGGUGAAGCAUCAUCCGCAGGUGCCGUUCGUGCGCCGGGUACCGACCUGGAAGAUGCACAUUUUCACCGCGGUGCAGGUGUUGGCCCUGGUUAUGCUGUGGACCGUUAAAUCAUCUCCGUUCUCCCUAGCGUUCCCCUUCUUCCUGAUCAUGAUGGUUCCGAUCCGGAAGCAGCUGGAAAAGAUGUUCACCCCGUUGGAGCUGCGAGCGCUUGAUGGCAGCCAACCGAACGAAGGAGCGGAAGAAGAGCCCGAUUUCUACGAGCAGGCACCAAUCCCUGCUUAAGCAAAAAGCAAACUAUAGUGCUAGCAAUAAGUCGAUACAAUGUAUAGUAUGUCACACAUGAUGGAACUUUUUUUUUUGCUAACGUAUUAUUUUUGUUAAGUUUCUUGAUUUAGGCGGUACUUUAACUGUUUUUGACACUCGAGUGUUUCACUGGUUCCCCAUACAGAUGGAAUCAGUAAAAAGCUGAGUGUCACAUUUGGAAGAAAUUAAAAAUAUCGUCCAUAAACGAUACAUAAAACUCUGCGUUGAAAAAGUUCGGUCAAUACUUCUAUGAAGUACUUAAAAUCUUUUCGUUAACUGUUUUGUAGGUACAAACACACCUAUUGUUGAACGUGUGAGGCGAGAUUCUAUAAAGUAUAAAAUAUAUUUUUCUACUACGUAUUUUGCGGUCGGAACACCACAAAUAAAACAAUUGGCAAACAAUAAAAAUUAUAACGUUAAAAACUAAUAUUCUUCAAACACACAUAAUUUUCACAGUCCCAGUUAAAACUCUUCAUAUUCUAUUGCAUCCUCAAAUCCUCAAAGGUACAUUUCUGCACUAUAGAUAAUGUCGUAAUCAAACCAAUAUAUAUUCAGAAUGUGCAACAAUCUGUGAUCAGUAUUAACUAAACGUGUAGGGUGGCAUUGGAAAGUGAAUGUUAUAAAGAAAGAUGGAACUAUUUUGUUGAAGCCAUACAUACGCACUACUUAGAAAAACAAGAAAUCCACACAAUCCUCAACUAAAAAAUGAAACAACACGGUGCAAAGAUCGAUCAGGAGAAGCUUACAGGAAAAAUCAGGAAUAGUUUUGCUAGAUUUUGUAAAGGAACAGACUAGUUGAACAGAGGCCAACAAACAGACACACACAGAGUAAUAUUAAUAUUUUAACAUUUUCAGCCGUUUAGAACAAAAUAUUCUACUCUGUUAGAUUUUUCUUUCUCGAGUGAGCAUCGAAAAUCACAAAACAAAUUUGUGGAAAGUGAAACGGUAAGCGUAACAAAUCAAUUUAAAAACAAGGAACAAACGCGAUCAAACUACUUAAAACAAAUAUAGAUUGGCACAUUACUAACGCAUAGACUUUCACCUUAUACAAACCAUAAAGAGCAUGUAGUUAGUACAUAACUCAUAAAGUGUAUCCCACUUGGAAAGAUUCGAAAAAAAAUGAAAUUUAUUAGCAUGAAAGUGAUAGGUACUUCUAUGGUAGCGUUCCAAAAACGUGUCCAAUUCGAAAAAUCAAACAAAAAAUGACCAACACUACAUUAAUCUGUUGCGAUUUCAAGUACUUAGAAAAGAAUUGUUAGAAAUUAUUUAGAUAUUACAUAAACACACACAGCAGUGCAAAUUUAGAUCAAAAGAAGAAGAAAAAUCCCAAUAAAAUCAUACAACUACUAA